Molecule: messenger RNA, 432 nt
Organism: Vitis riparia (riverbank grape)
Lineage: Eukaryota; Viridiplantae; Streptophyta; Magnoliopsida; Vitales; Vitaceae
Product: proteasome subunit beta type-6-like
Exons: 1
Coding region: 25-432 (135 amino acids)
Cellular component (GO): proteasome core complex
Source: RefSeq, a predicted model, not a curated record
UUUGUGAUUUCGGGGAUUCUAAAAAUGGACCAUCUCAAUCAACCUCAUUCCAUGGGCACCACCAUCAUCGGUGUCACCUACAACGGAGGCGUCGUUCUUGGCGCCGAUUCUCGAACUAGCACCGGAGUUUAUGUUGCGAAUCGAGCAUCCGACAAGAUUACGCAGCUGACUGAUAAUGUCUACUUGUGUCAUUCUGGAUCGGCGGCAGAUUCUCAAAUUUUAUCUGAUUAUGUGCGUUACUAUCUCCAUCAGCACACUAUACAGCUUGGGCAACCUGCCACUGUCAAGGUUGCUGCAAACCUUGUCAGGUUAAUAUCAUACAAUAAUAAGAAUAUGCUACAAACUGGUCUGAUUGUUGGUGGAUGGGACAAGCAUGAGGGAGGUAAAAUAUAUGGAGUGCCCCUUGGAGGAACGAAUUUGGAGAGCCCUUGA